Molecule: messenger RNA, 1902 nt
Organism: Sclerotinia borealis F-4128
Lineage: Eukaryota; Fungi; Ascomycota; Leotiomycetes; Helotiales; Sclerotiniaceae
Source: the annotation of a GenBank genome assembly
AUGCCCGCUCCAGCUCCUUUAGAUAACCUCUCUCAAUCACAAUUGCAAUCGCAGACCCAAGUACCGCCCAAUUUGACAUCUCAUCAUCGAUCCACGUCUUCGGUCACCAGCCACCAAACCGACAGCCCGGCGGGUACACCUCCAGCUCCAGGUACGACGGCUACACAGCAUAAAGAACAUAAAGCGAAAGGCGAGCGAAAACACGUAGUCGGUGGCGGCAAAUACGGACGCGUGAGCAGUAAUAAGGCGCUGCAUAAAUUAUCCCGCCAAACGACUACUCACCACAACAAUACCAGUAAUCAUACCCAUCACACAAGCAACGACAAUCUCAAGGAAUUCCAAGCUCCUUGGGAUAAACCACAUAAUUCUAGCACGAAUCUCAAUCGUCAGAAGAAUUAUUCGCAGACGGCUUUGAAACGUAAUCGGAGCUCGGCAGAUGUACGGCAGAGUGUCGAACCGACGAGAAGACCUAAGAGUUCGGAUGGUUCGCAAAGUACGCCCGGCAAAAAGAGACCCAGUGGUGUGCAUUUUGAACUGGGUAUAGGUACGCCAGGAAAAGCAGAGCCUGAAGAGGAUACCGAAGAGGGCUGGGAAGAAGCGAGUUCGACUGCAAGUCCGGCUGUAAGUCGCAGUGCUAAUACAUCUGCCAAACAAUCUGCUGCCAAUUCCGCCGUCAGUUCUCGACAUCAUUCUCCUCUUUUGUCGCCCAAAUUGAAAAGACCUACUGCUGGAGAUUCAGUAAGGGAUUUUGCAAAGGAAAGCACGGUGGGCAAUCUGGACGGGAAUGGUAGUUUGAAAACGAAUACUGCGACAAAUAGAAAUAGUAGUUCUAGUGUGGAUGCAAAGAUUAUCACGGAGAAGUUACUUCAGAGAACUCCUCAUCCUUUUUCGGAGACCAAAAUGAGUAUGGCGACUGCAAAACUGAUGCCGAAGGUGGCUCAUAUACCUUCUAGUAAUGUAGAUCAAGCGACGGGAAUGGUAAAAAGUAUGGGUGCUAGUACUGCAUCUGGAAAUCAGGAAUUGAUAUCAAGAUUUGUGGGGGGUGUUGGGACGCCCGGGGAAGAUAGCCCCAAAUUUCCUCCGCCGGAUCAUAGUAGGGAGUCUAGGACGGGAGGGGUGAAUGGGAGUGAGCUGGAAAAGAAUGCGAAUGGAGGUGGUGGGGCAGGAGAAAUGGCAAGAGCGAAAUCGAUGGGAAACUUAACGAGGCAGGAUGUUGACGUGAAAGAGGAGUCGGCGCUAUUACCCAGGAGUCGGAAAGAUUCUACAAGUGGGCCCAAUAGACCGGCUAAUGCGUACAAUUCUCGCACGCAACAGAAACUAUGGCUCCAAAGAGCAUCAUCAAAUAUUGAACCGCAGAGAGAGGGACUCGGUGCAUUAUCUUUAUUGAACGGAGGUCUAGGAAUGGGACAUCAUGGUGGAGGAAGCAGUAUGGGCUUUGGUCCUGGAAUAGGAAUUGGUAUGGGAAUGGGUAGCGGUAUGGGUGGGUAUUUAAUGGGUGGAGAUGGAAAGGGAGACCCAAGAAUUAAAGUACAGCUUGAGCGGACGGGACUCGAAUAUUUGGUGGUGAGACGUCAUCAGGAUCCCGUUGGACGCGGUAUCAAGAGAUUAGAAAAAAUGGGGGUGCUUGGGCAAGCGGGCAAGAAUAUCCCUGGAAAUGGGCAUGGUCAUAGUAAAAGUACGAGUGUGAGUCGAGCGGUGAGCCGAGCAGGCAGUUUGAGGGAGAGGAAUGCGAAUGCGAAUGCGAGGAAGGGGGUAAGACAGAGUUUUGAUACGGAGAGGGAGAGGGGUAGUGAUACAGAUAGGGAUGGAGUGGCGGGUAGUGGGUUGGAUGAGGAUAAUGUGGCAGCGCUUUUGAGGGGCUUGUGGGAAAAGAAUUUUGAGGGGAGUGGGAGUGCGGAUUAG